UCACAUAACCGGAGUAUCAUUCCAUCUCAUUCCCCUUCGUUCUUGGGAGCUCUUUUAAUCCGCCUUACGUCCGCUGCUGUUUCAUGGCAAUGCUGCUUGGAUGCUGACGCUCAUUUGAUAGAGAUAGCAGACAUGGAGAGGCACACAGGCUGUGCACCAGUUUCUACAAAUGGAGCAGUCAUGCAUGCUUCGUCCCCUGAAAAGUGUGACAUCGAUGUUUUAGAUGAUGGAAGGAGCAUCAGUGACUUCAUAGACCAGAAAAUAAAAGAGCUUGAGUCACAGGGGAGUGAAGAGCCUUUCUAUGUGGUCAGUCUGGACAGCGUGUUUCAGAGGCACGGCAGGUGGCUCGCCAGCUUGCCUCGAGUUAAGCCCUUCUAUGCAGUGAAGUGCAACAACACGCCGGCGGUCCUGAGGAUGCUAAGUGCUCUGGGCACAGGUUUCGACUGUGCUAGCAAGUCUCACUUGAAAACAUGUCCAACACAGCGUGAGAUUCAGCUGGCCCUUGAUCUCGGAGCAACGCCGGAUAAAAUCAUUUACGCCCAUCCAACCAAACCGCGGUCGCACAUCAGAUACGCCUGUGCUCAUGGGGUCAACUUGAUGACUUUUGAUAGCGAGGACGAACUCCUAAAGAUUGCUCUUUGUCAUGCCAAAGCCAAACUGGUCCUCCGCAUCGCAGUGGAUGAUUCAGAAUCCCUGUUCAGACUCAGUCCAAAGUUCGGAGCCAGACUGGCGACGGUGGGCAAGCUGCUGGAACGUGCCGGAGAGCUGGGCCUGGAGGUCACCGGGGUCAGCUUCCACGUAGGCAGCGGGUGCACUGCAAGUUUGGCAUUCAAGCAUGCUAUAGAAGACGCCCGACGUGUCUUUGACAUCGCGAAUAUGUACGGUGUCCAGAUGACUCUCUUGGAUAUUGGUGGAGGGUUCUCUGGGAGGGAGGACUUUCAAGUGAAAUUUGAAGAGUUUUCAGAUGUCAUCAACGGAGCACUGGACGAACUGUUCCCGCCUGACAGUGGCGUGCAGAUUAUUGCAGAACCGGGUCGAUACUACGUGGAGUCAGCCUUCACGCUGGCAGCUAACGUCAUCGCCAGACGGGUCGUCACGGAUGAUGUGGACGAACACAGCAAUGGCGAGGAAAACAGCCACAACAGAAGGAUGAUGUACUACCUCAAUGAUGGGGUGUACGGCUCCCUGAGCUGCUUUCUCACCGAUGCCACCUGCAGCGAGGUUCAGCCAUACCUUCACAGGGCCGUUGAGAGCAGCGAGAGAAGAUACCGUUCCAUUAUCUGGGGCCCAACCUGCGACAGCAUCGACAAAGUAAUGGACAACUACUGGAUCCCUGAGUUGUACGUGGGGGACUGGCUUCUCGUCGACAACAUGGGCGCUUACUCUGUGAGCCUAUCCUCUGACUUCAACAGCUUUGAAAAAGCCCACAUUUGCCCUGUGGUGACAGCUGAGACGUGGCGCGCCUCAAACCUCUCUCACAUCUACAACAUUAUCUGUUAAUGAUCUGCUGACACUUCUGUACGAGAUGGACAACAACACAACAUGGGCAUGAAGCACAAAUGCCCCCAAAACAAGAAAGAAAGCUAAAAACUGAUCUCUUCACUUUAGCCUUUAACCAACUAGCUCUGACUUCCUGAUACAGCUCUCAAACCUUUGAGCUUUGCCUCAUGCUGAUGCUUCUUUUAAAAUGCUCUAUUUUACUUGAUUUUAUGCCUUCUAUGUAAUCUAUUUGUAUCUAUAUUUUAUUAUUUCAUUCUGAGGUUUUAUGCGUUGUCUUUUUUUCAUUGAUUUUAUCAUCACCAGGUGGGUUUUAUUCUCCAUUUUAGUUUACAUGAAUUCAUUCAUUUAUCUGUUUUUAUGUCCAUUCUGUUUUUUCUAUGUGCAGCACUCGCUUGGUGCAUGUGAUUUCUUUCUUGUAAAACACUUUGAGCUGCAAUUCUUGUAUGUGAAAGAUGCUAUACAAAUAAAGUUUAUUAUUAUUA
This is a messenger RNA of Chelmon rostratus (copperband butterflyfish), 1982 nucleotides long. RefSeq names its product ornithine decarboxylase-like. NCBI's taxonomy places the organism in Eukaryota, Metazoa, Chordata, Actinopteri, Chaetodontiformes, Chaetodontidae. The transcript has 9 exons. The record is from RefSeq and is a predicted model, not a curated record. Gene Ontology annotation, molecular function: ornithine decarboxylase activity. Bases 133 to 1500 code for a protein of 455 amino acids. Gene Ontology annotation, cellular component: cytoplasm.